Acanthopagrus latus (yellowfin seabream) is the source of this 6219-nucleotide messenger RNA. RefSeq names its product THADA armadillo repeat containing (gene thada). The transcript is spliced from 38 exons. Lineage: Eukaryota; Metazoa; Chordata; Actinopteri; Spariformes; Sparidae. Gene Ontology annotation, biological process: tRNA methylation. The coding region runs from base 119 to 5950 and encodes 1943 amino acids. Gene Ontology annotation, cellular component: cytosol. The record is from RefSeq and is a predicted model, not a curated record.
UUCAGUGUUUGUUUUGCCUGUCUCGUCUUUAAAUUUUAGACGUAGAGUCAGUGCUAGACAGCUAGCGAUAGUUGGCUAACAUCAGUCCUAGCAGCAGGAGGUAGCCAAGGGCAGAGUCAUGGUGGUGAAGAAGAAGACAGCCAAAGUGGAGGCUGUGGUUUUGGAUGAGGACAAACUGCACAAGCUGAUAGCAUCCCUCUCUAUUGAUGGAGGAGAGGAUGGAGUCAGGCAGCUUGCCCACACCCUGCAGUCCUGUUUGGAGUUGACAGAGCCAGUGCAGCAGAUCCAGCUGGUUAAAAAGGCGGGGUCACAGCUGGAGGUGCUGACUGAAGAACAGCCUGAUGAAGCUCUUUUAGAGGCUUGUCUACACACCCUGUCGCUGGUCUACACCUCUCUGCAAGCCAAGAACCCCCUACGACGUGCCGUUGCCAGUGCCUUAAGUUCAGUACCAGUGUGGCUACAAGAGCGAACCGUAAACAGUUUGUCUGCCUGCUUGUCCAACUGUGUGUCCAACCCAACUUCAGACCGAUAUCCACACAUCGUAGACACCAUCACUGCCUGUCUGGAUGGCUUCGCUCUUGGUGAGAGAUGUAUUAACAAACUGCUGCCAGAAGUGUUGCAGUUCCUUCACAAGGGAUUGAGUGAAUACCUCCAACAGAACAGUGGUCUAGCAGGACGUCACAUUGCCCAGGCCCAGCUGAUGCACUCAUGUCUGUCUGCGGUAAAGACAUCAAUGCUGGUGAUCCAGAGAUCCCAAGAGACCAUUAGCACUGCCCUGCAGGCUGAACAGAGGCCCUGCAAACUGGGCGACACACUGAGCUGCCUCCUGGGCUGCUACACACACAUCCUCACUGAUGAGGAUUUCAUCCAGUCUGUCCAGAGUACAGCGGGAAUGGCUGUAGUGUUGCUGAUCAGGUCUGUGAUGGGCUGUGGAGAUGAAGUUGCUUCUGUGGUGUGCAGUUUGCUGUGUAGCUCAGCUCAGGGUUUGGACUCAGCUCCUGACUGGUUAAAGCAGAGGUGUGAGGGUCUGUGUACAGGUGAUCGCCCACCGGGUGUCUCUCUGUAUCUGUGUCAUGGGGCUCUGGCCAUGUUGAGUUGGAAGGGUACUCUCCCAGGGCCACAGUGGGAAAAGCUGCUGCUUCUGGUCCCAAACACACUGCUGGAUCUAGAUGUCAGUAUAAAGGAGUCCAGUACAGCCAUGGUGGUGGCUCGGGUGCUGACCCUGUGGAGCAGUGCUGCCCUGGACUGCCUGCAGGGGGAGGGGCAGCCCUGCCCUCCCCACCUCCUGCAGUCCCUCAGUGGAGGUUCGGAGCUACAGCGUCAACUGCUGGAGCACAUCUACUCCCACUGGGAGCACCCACUGGAUGGAGUCCGCCACCAGACCCGCUCCCUGUUCCGCAACCUCCUCCUCCUUCAUCAGACCACCAACCCCUCCACCUGCAAUCCAACCAAGGACUCUUACAUCAGAGAGCUCACCCAAAGCCUGUUGGGACUGGAGUGGCAUAUGAGAGGGAAGUAUGGCUCUUUGGGCUGCCUUGUGGAGCUCUACGGGGCAGGAUACCUGCUUGACAUCCAGCCCCAGCUGCCUUCUUGCCUGCUGGGCCUGAUGGGAGACCAGACGCUUGCUCCUUAUGCCAGCGACCUGCUGGAGAGGCUCUUUGUCAGCCACAAGGCCCAGCUGGCCAGUGAGGCUGCAGCAGCAGACAAGACUGCUCCAGAGGAGUGGAUGGGGCGCUGGCACCAGACGUGGGUGACCCCUCUGCUACAGGUGCUGUGCCGUGCCAGACUGGACCAGACCACGUACAUCCUGGACUAUUUCCUGCCUAAGCUGCUACGCUGCAGCCCCUCCAGUCUGGCACACAUGGUGCAGGCUUUACAGGACACAACGCCAUGCAGCACAGGUCUUUCGGGCAGCAGGGGUGCACUUGGAGCUCUCAUGACGUGCCUGCGGGCAGCCAGGGCCCAGGGUGUUGUUCCAUCCUCAGAGGAGGGGCUGUGGGGAGGGCUGGUGCCCCUCUCCCUGCUCCAACAAGCACUGGUACACAAACAUGAUCAAGUGAGGAUGGACGCUUUGGGCUUAGUAUGUGAGAGUCAUCGCAGCACUGAAGUUCUGACCUCACAGGAAAUGGAUCUGAUCCGCCACUUCCUGCCACCUAAUCUGAACAGUCAGUCUCCAGGAGUCAGACAGCAGACAGUCAGCUUACUGAAGAAGUUGCUGUGUAGAAUGAAGGACAGCACUGUGCUGCUGCAGAAGAGGCUGAUCCAGGAGAGAGACCAGGAGCAGCGAGACAGAGACCAACACACGCUACAUCUGUACAAGGAGUUCCUGCGCUGGCUGUGUGUGAGUCUCCUGGAGGGUUUGCUUCCUGGAGCUUCCUUUUCUAAAUGCCUUAUGUCCCUCCACCUGUUGUGUCUGCUGGGCCAGCUCUUCACCUUCAGCACAGGGCCUGACGCGUUCGCCCUCGGUGAAGUUGUGACCUCUGCACAUGCUCAGAAUGUCCUCUACUGCAUCGCCAGCAACUUCCUGGAAGUCAAACAACUGGCCUCUGCGUUACUACGGCAACUCCCGCGAUCAGUUGUGGGACUACAGGUGCAGGAGAGGAUGCGUUGUGUCCUUCAGGCUGCUCUGGACCUCAGCACCAGCACCAGGCCUUUUGACAGCGUGUCGGCAUCUCACCUCCUCAACAUGCUGCUUCACCAGCCCGACCUGAGCCAGGCUCUGCUGCAGUGUGCGCAAAAGCAGGGUCUCGAUUUCCAGCCUCCCUCCCCACCGCCUCAGCCCUCUGAGGCCCUUAUGUUGGAACACAACACACUGGCUGUGGUUCAGUUCUUGCUGCACUGUCUGCAGUUAGAGGUGUCGAGAGCUGAGUCAUCUCUCUUGCAGGCAGCUGCUUCCUGUCCUCUCUAUGGCAGAGCCCACUGCAUCACUGCUGUCCUUCAGCAUCUCAACACUGAGACUUUGAGCCAAUCUGAGCAGUGGAGAUGUCUGGUGUCAGAGCUGAUCGCUGUGUGCUACAGGAUGUCUGAUGUGGUUUCCCCUGUUGUCCAGAGCUCGUCCCCAGAGGGUCUCAUCCCCAUGGAUACAGACUCAGACACGUCCGCAGGUCUGCAGAAGAUCCUGCAGGAGAUUCAACCCAGAGACACCAACGACUUCUUCACAAGUGCCAGAGAGCUGGACACACACCAGGAGGAUGAUCACACACAGAGCCAGACCACACACACACCGUCACUGGACACAGGCGGUGAGGGCUACAGGGUGACAGCCCAGAUGGUGCUGGUAUGUUGCUGGCGGAGCAUGAAGGAAGUGGCCAUGCUGCUUGGACAGCUGUGUCAGAGCCUGCCUCUGCACUACACCAAUGACAGCGCGCACACGCACGUUGGGCUCAUCACAGAAGAGCAGGUGGAGGGAGUCGGCCUGUACUUCCGUCAGCAGCUCCUGCAGUCCCGUCAUCGUGGCGCCUUUGAACUGGCUUAUGUGGGCUUUGUACGCCUCACCGACAUGCUGUGCAGGAGUGGAAGUCAGGCCCUGCAGCAGCUUCCGGCCCGCUGGCUGUCUGAGGUUCUAGAAGAGGUCAAAUCCAGCGACCCGUCAUCUAAGCUGUGUGCCACACGCCGCAGCGCUGGAAUACCCUUCUACAUCCAGGCUCUUCUCUCCUCUGAGCCCAAGUCAUCCAGUUGCAGCCUGUUGAAGAUGACCAUGAGGGAGCUGAUCACUUUAGCCAUGCCUUCUGUUGACAGGAACACCGACAGCUCCACUGUCCCUCAGGUCCACGCGCUGAACAUCCUCCGGGCUCUGUACAGAGACACUCGUCUGGGGGAAAACAUCAUUCCCUUUGUCUCAGACGGACUGCAGGCUGCUGUGCUGGGCUUCACCUCUCCUGUUUGGGCAGUGAGGAACUCCUCCACUCUCCUGUUCAGCACUCUGAUCACAAGGAUCUUUGGAGUGAAGAAAGGGAAGGACGAGCACUCAAAAAAGAACAGGAUGACAGGUCGAGAGUUUUUCACUCGCUUUCCAGCCCUCUAUCCGUUCCUCCUGAACCAGCUGGAGGAGGCUGCAGCCACGGUGGAAAGUGACAGUGGACAGGUGAAGCUGCACCCCAGUCUGUUCCUGCUGCUGCUGGUGCUCAGUCGGCUCUACCCCUCUCCCAUGGAUGGAUCUUCUUCACCUCUGGGACUGGCUCCCUUCAUGCCCUUCAUCAUGAGCUGUGUGUGUGUGUGUGUGUUCUUCAGAUGCGGUCGCUCGGCAGUGUAUCGGACCAGAGAGAUGGCGGCUCGGGCCCUCGUCCCCUUUGUGCUCGUCACCCAGGUCCCAUCCACUGUCCAGGCAUUACUGCAGGAGCUUCCCCCUGAGCCCGGACCCAAAAUUCAGCACAACCACAUCCACGGGACUCUGCUGCAGGUGCUGUUUCUGCUGCGCUCCUACCAGACUGACUCACAUAGACCCCUGCCAGGAGGAAAUGGCAUCAGCAACGCCCUCCAUCAGCGCAUGUGGCUUGCCUCUCGACAGAAUGGCUGCGUGGUGACCAGAGGAGCCUUUCUGGAUGUGUUGGUGUGCCUGUGUGGGCCCAAGAUCAGUCUUCUGGAUGAUCCAGAAGUCGGUGAUCUCCGUCAGGAAGCUCUGUCCAUCCUGAUGGCCUCAGACCUCAUCAGCUCCGACGAUUCCUCCUCUGCCCUGGGGCCCGGCAGCACCCAGUACCUGCUCAGCCUGGCCCGGUUGGCCCUCAGCGCCGGUGUGGAGAUCCCUGACCUCUGGGGAGGCCCCCAGCUCUCGGGCCAGCUCCUUCAGUGUCUGCUGCGGUGCCCACAGUACGAGGUGAGGGAGCUGGCUCUGGAGGGGAUCCUGAGGAGGCUGCAGGAGGAGGAGGAGGAGGAGGAGGAGGAGGAGGAGAAGAAGAAGAAGAGGAGACCUCAGUGGCUGGACGAGACCACCCUGUCUAACCUGACCAGCCUGGCUCUUCACGAGACACACCCCCAGUGUCUGGCCAAGGUCCUCUCGGUGCUGUGUGUGUUGAGCUCCAGCUGGGAACUCCGGUGGAGGGACGGCGUUCAGGCUUUGUCCCAGGAGGGGGUCCUGCUGCACCUUCUCGCUCUGGCUCAGAAAUCUGCUCACAGUGUGGAGCUCCACUGUGCUGCCCUGACCCUGGUCUCCCAACUGGUGGUUCAAAUGGUGGACUCUAACCCUCAGGGUGCGAGCGCAGUGGCUUGUUUAUCUCAGUGGGGAGCGCUAGUGUGCUCAUGCUGCAGCGAAGAUCAGCCGACAGAGGUGAAGCUGACCGCCGCCAAGGUGUUGGUCGACUGUGCGGCCACCGUGUUGAGCAGCCCUCAUCUGCCGCUGGGUCUGUCCACUACAGUGUCUCUGUGGAGGAGUCUCUUUCUGCUGCUGCAGGAUGAAGACCAGGAAGUGCGAGACUCAGCCUCUGACUUCAUGUCUGUACCAUCACCUCUGCUUGGCACAGAUGUGGCAGGUGUCUCCGUGUGUCCUCCAGUAGCCCUGGACUCGGGCGUGGGUCUCCUUUGUCGGCUGUUUGAGCAGUGGGGGCAGGUACCAGCGGGUGUCCUCGCUCUGACAGAGUGGCUGCUGGGAGAUGAAGAGAGCAACGAUGAGGCAGUAACAGACGAGGCAUCCACUCUGGAUGAAGAAGACUUCCUGUUCGAGAAGGGGGAACUGAACCUGUGGGCUGAGCCGGUCCAGUGGAUGAAGCUGCUUCAUAGACAACUUGGCUCCCUCCUCAUCACCUUCCAGCAGGUUACAGGCACCCUAGAUCCAGACCAGGUCCAACAAAUCCAAACGCUGUCAACUCAGGCCAAAGCCAAGGCUCUCAGCUCCCAGCAGGCUCUGGACUCCCUCCCAGCUCUGCCCCAGUUCUCCUGCACCAUGGAGCACGCCCGGCUGGUGCUGCGGCACCAGAGGGCCACUCUGGUUCUGGACGUGCUCGAGAGGCUGAGGUAGAGGAAACGGCAGUGCUUUGAAUUUUAGGGGAUACAUUCAUAAAUCGUCAUAUUAAAAGACAGGAACACUGACCCAAUGCAUGAGACCACAGACUGGCUUUGUGGUCAGGUCUUUUUAUUAUUGAAUCAAGGGAAUGAAGAAAACAAUUAGGUUUUUUACGCUGUACUUGUUACUUCGUCUUCGUCUAACCCUCAUUGAUUAAAAUGUGUUUUAAUUUUUCUGACUGUUCCUUGAUGUCUUUUCAAAUUAAAUGUUACAUCUAAACUUGA